Nematocida minor is the source of this 819-nucleotide messenger RNA. RefSeq lists its product as uncharacterized. The record is from RefSeq and is a predicted model, not a curated record. The transcript has a single exon. NCBI's taxonomy places the organism in Eukaryota, Fungi, Microsporidia. Bases 1 to 819 code for a protein of 272 amino acids.
AUGGCCAGAGAAAAAACACACACUAAGAGAAAGUACAUAAAACAAUCUUCUCUAUUGAAGCAGCUGAAGAAAAUAAAAGCAGCAAAAACGAAAAAAGAGAAAAUACCCGGCUAUCUUAAAAUAUCAGCGAAAAGAAUCAUCUGUGAUGCUAAAUUUGCUAGAACUAUAGCAAAUGUAGAGAAAAGUCCUAAAAACUCACCGCACUUUGGUAAAUAUAACUAUGAAAAACUUUUUAAAACGAUAGAGUUAAAUCUACUACAGACCGAAAGAAAUAAUGCUGAUUGUACCAUAGCGUCUCCAUAUAAGAACAUAUUCACUUCAGAGGGUUACUAUAGCCUACCUAACUCUCUAGAAUCGCUGGUUUUUCCACCAGAUAUGCAUGGCAAUACGCACAGAUCUACUUCCAUUCUUUCAAUGUACGAUGUAUCUUCUGCUGAGAGUGUACACAACAGCACCCCUGACUGCUCACUGAAUACUUCUGGCAGCUAUGCUACAUUUAAAAAUAACUCAAAUAGUGAAAAAAAUACGCUCUUCUACGAAUGCAAAGAUUCUCUCACUAACAACAUUCCUAGCAGUGAUACAUUUCUUCUUCAGAACAGCGUGCCUAAUCAGAUGGACAGCAGCAGUGAAAAAGGAGAGCUUAGUAGCUCCAGUGAAAGUGUGCAGGCAUGGAACACAGAGAGCUGUGCCUCCUGUGGUAUGGCUAUGCGUAGACUGAAAAAUAACACGAAUAAUCUGGUAGAAGGAUUCUACAACAAGAAUGAUAGCUCCAAUGAUUCCCUUCUGCUACUAAGUCUAUUGGCAGACAGAAUGCAAUAA